AUGGAGUGGCUGGGUUCACCCUUAGGCCCCACAUUUGCUAAUGCUUUUUUGUGCUAUCAUGAACAAAACUGGUUGAACAAUUGUCCAACAGAAUUCAAGCCCGUCUACUUUAAAAGGUACGUUGACGAUAUUUUUGUGUUGUUUUCAUCCCCGGACCACUUGCCAAAAUUUCAAAAUUACUUGAAUAAAUGCCAUCCUAACAUCUCUUUUACAUCAGAGACGGAAAAGAGCAAUAAAUUAUCUUUUCUUGACAUAUCCAUUACUCGCGAUGUGGACCGAAAGUUUAUUACAUCCAUAUAUAGAAAGCCUACUUUUAGCGAAGUUUGGCCAAUUUUCCAUCAUGAGGUUAUUAGAAUCAAAGAUAUCUUUAUUCGAAAUGGUUAUCCAGAACUAUUUAUUGACAAGGUCAUAAAACACUUUUUUUUAAUAUCUCGCAAAACCAAAGAAGUCACCCACACAGCUGAGAAGAAAAACAUUUUGAUUGUUCUCCCUUUUUUAGGUAAAACAUCUUUACAAACGAGAACGAAGUUAGAAAAACUUUUUAAAUCUACUUUGCAUUGUUGUAAACUUUCUGUUGUUUUCAGAACUCACACUCGCUUAUCUAACUUCUUCAGAUUUAAGGACCUGUUGCCCAAAGAAUUAAAGUCAGGCUUCAUUUACAGAUAUAAGUGCAGUGGCUGCAACGCCACUUAUAUAGGUGAGACGUCGCGUCAUCUUAAGGUUCGGGCAAGCGAGCACCUCGGAGUGUCUCCCUUAACAGGUAAGAAAUCAACCUCAUCUAUUUGCACGGCAAUUAAAGAUAGUAUACUCUCUAGGGGUAACAACCGGUAUUUGCUGGAGAUUAAAGAGAGUUUCUUCAUAAUGCGGGAUAGUCCCCAGUUGAAUAACAACAUUAGAUCUGCUCCAUUGUAUUUAUACAAUUAG
Molecule: messenger RNA, 924 nt
Organism: Hydractinia symbiolongicarpus
Lineage: Eukaryota; Metazoa; Cnidaria; Hydrozoa; Anthoathecata; Hydractiniidae
Exons: 2
Coding region: 1-924 (307 amino acids)
Source: RefSeq, a predicted model, not a curated record